AUGGCUGCCGUCUCUAAGGCCUUCGUUGCUUCAAUUCUCCUUCUGUUUCUCACAGCACACGUGGCUCAAGCUUAUCAGACCACGACGGCCGUGCAUGGAGCUGCCGGCGGCCGCUCUUUUCUCCAGACGAUAGAUUGCGGGGCGUCGUGUGACGCAAGGUGCAAGCUGUCGUCUCGGCCGCGGCUGUGCAAGCGGGCCUGCGGGACUUGCUGCGCCAGAUGCGGCUGCGUUCCGCCGGGAACUUCCGGCAACGAGGAUGUGUGCCCCUGCUACGCUAAUAUGACCACUCACGGCGGCAGACACAAGUGCCCAUAA
Ipomoea nil (Japanese morning glory) is the source of this 315-nucleotide messenger RNA. RefSeq names its product snakin-2-like. The record is from RefSeq and is a predicted model, not a curated record. The transcript has 2 exons. Lineage: Eukaryota; Viridiplantae; Streptophyta; Magnoliopsida; Solanales; Convolvulaceae. The coding region runs from base 1 to 315 and encodes 104 amino acids.